This is a messenger RNA of Postia placenta MAD-698-R-SB12, 237 nucleotides long. RefSeq lists its product as hypothetical. The transcript has a single exon. The record is from RefSeq and is a predicted model, not a curated record. Gene Ontology annotation, biological process: anatomical structure morphogenesis; regulation of transcription by RNA polymerase II; cell differentiation. The annotation marks the transcript as partial. NCBI's taxonomy places the organism in Eukaryota, Fungi, Basidiomycota, Agaricomycetes, Polyporales, Adustoporiaceae. Gene Ontology annotation, molecular function: RNA polymerase II cis-regulatory region sequence-specific DNA binding; DNA-binding transcription factor activity, RNA polymerase II-specific.
AUGAACCCCCCGCGGCCCCCCAACGCAUGGAUCCUCUACCGCUCCGACAAGCUCAAGCAGAUGAUGCAGUCGCAGCUGCAGCACGGCCACCCCAAGAAGCCGCAGUCGAGCGUCUCGAAGGAGGUCGCGGCGAUGUGGAAGGCAGAGGACCCCGGGGUGCGCGGCGAGUACGAGCGGCUGGCGGACGUCAAGAAGGCGGAGCACGCAGAGCAGUACCCCGGAUACAAGUUCCAGCCG